ACGACGCUGUACUGCGCCCUGGCCAGCGACCUGGUGCCCGGGGCCUACUACUCGGACUGUGCCUACACUCCGCCCAGCAAGUUGGCCGAAUCGAAAGAGGUCUGCAGCGACGUCUGGAAGGCGACCUCCAGACUCAUCCGCGCCACCCUCUCGGAGUCGCGAGAGCUCGACGGAGAUUCGUCGGCCGCCAAAGCAUAG
Molecule: messenger RNA, 198 nt
Organism: Protopolystoma xenopodis
Lineage: Eukaryota; Metazoa; Platyhelminthes; Monogenea; Polystomatidea; Polystomatidae
Source: the annotation of a GenBank genome assembly